UUCAUCUGCUAAUGCAAUACUACAGAUUUAAUAAAAGUAAAAUGAAAGUGAAACGACGUUGCUAACCUUAUAGUACGUUGCAAUUAAACUUCCAGUGUGAAGAGCUUUGAAGGAAACUUUGAGUUUUAUUGUAUUUUAACAUUGUCAUGUAAUCUUGGUUUCUUUCUUCUUCAUGAAUUUCUUCAGCUACCUUUCCUUUUAGGUGUAAUUAUUUACCUACAUGUUUAUAUAUUUUAGUCAAAUUCUAGCGACCACUCGUUUAAGAAGCACAGAAACAUGGUUCAAGGAACAAGAAAAUUGAACUGUUCAGCACAAGUUCACAUGAGAGAAUACAUCAGAUUUCCAGACUUUAGGAUUAAAGAGCAAACGGUUUGGCGACAAAAAUCGAUGUCGAAAAAACUUAGGGAAUGCUUACAAAAAGGUGGAAAUGCCAAUGGAGAAAGGUGGAUCCAUAUCCAGUUGCCUUGCCUAUCUGAGCACAAAACUCACCCUAUAGGAAGCGCUGGAGGUCUUCAUCAAGGAAUUGAUAAGAUGCUUGUUUCCAAGAUCCAAGAAUUGGUUGUUGCUGGGGCUUGCUCAGUUAAAGAAGUUAGGAGGCAUCUUAAAAUCUACGUGGAGCAAGACCGCCACAUUUACAAGGCAGUCAUCAAAGAAAGAUUUUCAAAAUUUGAGCAAGAAAAUCAUCAAAAGAAAAUCGAAGACUGGAAACUGAGGUGUCCCGACGAGUCUUUCUUCUUUCGCCCGCUUGCUAAAUAUUCAGCAGAGUCUUUGAUUACUCAAGAAAAUAGUGUUGAUAACGAAGAAGACGACGAUGACGACGAUGAUGAUGACAACACAGUUUUGCCAGAGUCAAAAAAUGGAUUGUUAUUCAUUCACCAGACUGUUAAUCAGAAACGUCUUCUAAAGAGAUAUGGUAACGAACUUACCCUUCUAGAUGCCACUUACAAAACGACAAAAUACAGCCUCGCUUUGUUUUUUCUUGUGGUAAAAACCAAUGUAAGCUAUCAAGUCGUUGGUUCUUUUGUCCUGCAAAGUGAAACAUCGUACGCUAUUGCGGAGGCUCUUCAAGUUAUAAGAGGUUGGAACAACGAGUGGAAUCCAGCGUAUUUUAUGGUAGAUUACUCUGAAGAGGAAAUGUCGGCGAUAAACCGAGUAUUCCCAGAAUGUCAGACGUACAUCUGCGAUUUCCAUCGAGAGCAAGCGUGGGAGCGAUGGCUUUCAAAAAGCAGCAACGGACUGUUCCCGUUAAAAAAUAUGAUUCUUGCAAAACUUCGAUUAAUUGCCAGAGCGAGGACGGAGGCUGAUAACGAGGAAAAUGUUAAAAAUUUUAAGUCAUCAAAAGAAUGGAAGACAAACCCAAAACUGCGCAACUGGAUUGGCAAUACAUGGUUAUCCCAAUACAAGGCAAGAGAAUUUUAUAAUUUGCUAAUAAUAUCAUUCUUACAGUGCUCAUCAAUAAUUACAAUACAUGUUGAUUUCGUUAAUUUUCUCCCGCGGACAAAAUUUAUAGAAAUGGGUGUGGACCUUUCAAAAAGAUCGACUGCUAACAGUCAUAAACACAAAUAAUGGCGUGGAAAGGCAAAACAAAGCUUUCAAGCAUGAAUAUUUGGAUGGUUACAAGAAUUCAACGUUGAGCGUCAUGCUGACAGUGCUAAUUGAAGACUUUUUGC
Messenger RNA from Xenia sp. Carnegie-2017, 1670 nucleotides. RefSeq lists its product as uncharacterized. Lineage: Eukaryota; Metazoa; Cnidaria; Anthozoa; Malacalcyonacea; Xeniidae. The record is from RefSeq and is a predicted model, not a curated record. Bases 277 to 1566 code for a protein of 429 amino acids. The transcript is spliced from 5 exons. Gene Ontology annotation, molecular function: DNA-binding transcription factor activity.